Molecule: messenger RNA, 1160 nt
Organism: Gordionus sp. m RMFG-2023
Lineage: Eukaryota; Metazoa; Nematomorpha; Gordioida; Chordodea; Parachordodidae
Product: ras-related protein Rab-10-like
Exons: 6
Coding region: 57-668 (203 amino acids)
Biological process (GO): cellular response to insulin stimulus
Cellular component (GO): Golgi apparatus; recycling endosome; insulin-responsive compartment
Molecular function (GO): GTP binding; GTPase activity
Source: RefSeq, a predicted model, not a curated record
CAAAAUUAGAAAAAAAUGAAUAGUUGAUAAUUUUUGCAUGCAUUGAAAAAUCAGAUAUGGCUAAAAAAUCUUAUGAUUUAUUAUUUAAAUUACUACUUAUUGGAGAUUCAGGUGUAGGAAAGACGUGUAUAUUGUUUCGCUUUGCAGAAGAUUCAUUUAAUACCACUUUCAUAUCCACAAUCGGAAUCGAUUUCAAAAUCAAGACCAUCGAAUUGGGCGGCAAAAAGAUCAAACUGCAAAUAUGGGACACUGCCGGCCAAGAGCGGUUUCACACAAUAACGACGUCAUAUUAUCGGGGUGCCAUGGGUAUCAUGCUCGUUUACGAUAUUACACAACCAAAAACUUUCGAAAACAUCGCCAAAUGGCUACGGAAUAUCGACGAGCAUGCUAACGAAGAUGUCGAAAAGAUGCUGCUAGGAAACAAAUGUGAUAUGGAGGAUAAACGGUUAGUCGCCAAGGAACGAGGAGAAAAGAUUGCUCACGCCCAUUCUAUCAAGUUCUUUGAGACGAGUGCCAAAGCUAACGUAAACAUUGAAAAAUCAUUCACCGAACUCGCCCAAUCUAUAUUGAACAAAAUAUCAUCUAAAGAAAACAUCGAAACAAUUGGCGGACCUGGUUCCAUACAAAUGAACCCAAAUCAGAGAAAUAGUGGCUUUAAAUGUUGUUAAAUUCACUAUUUAUUUUCCUUAUUUUUUUUUGGUUAAAAAAAACAAAAAUAGCUUUAUAUAUUUACUCGCGAACUAACUUGGUUAUAUAUAUUUUUUUUAUUUCUCCCCAAAACACUCAUAAAUCCUCUCGAAUAUAUUUGAAGAUAAAAAAUAACCUAAAUACCAAAACUUUGUUAGUUAGUUACCAUUAAAUUUUUUUUUUCAGAUACAAUAUUAUAACAAAUCCGUAGAUUAUGUUGUUAAAGAGAAACGACGACCACUGCUAUAUAAAAUUACAGGAAAAAAAUAUAUAUUGCUUUUAACUUCCACCCCACCCCCCCCCCCCCCAUCAUCAUUUAUAUAAGUCAAUACAUGUAAUUUUUUUUUAAUAUCAGAGACAAAAAGACAUCUAAUGUUUAUAAAAUAUUAUCGACAUCAUUUUUAUAAUUGUAUAAAAAAUUUUUUUAUAAAUUCUCGCUUUUUUUUAUGUUUGACAAGAAAUUAAUAUAAUCU